AUGAACUUUAAUCUGUACGGAUCACUUAACUCUGCAAAGCUGCUGCUCAAGCCCGGCCUGUGUUUGCCUCACCACAUUGCACCGACCUUUAACGAUCUACCCAUCCCGCUCGAUGCGGUCCUGCAGAGAGACGGCCGAAGAGCCAAUAUCAAGGCUGUAGUCUUGGACAAGGACGACUGCUUUGCUUAUCCUGAUGCAAAAGAAGUAUAUCCUGCUUACAAGCAACACUUUGAAAAGCUGAAGCAGACAUACCCGGGACGAAAGCUCUUGGUGGUGUCCAAUACGGCUGGCUCUACUAGCUGGGAUAAAGAUCUCAAGCAAGCAGCCGAUGUGGAAAAAAGCACUGGAGUCUUUGUUCUCCCUCAUUCUACGAAGAAGCCUGGCUGUGGUGCUGAGAUCAUGGCGUAUUUCAAGAAAUAUCCAGAGACGGGAGUGACCGAUCCAUCGCAUAUUGCCGUUGUUGGUGACAGGCUCACCACUGAUGUGAUGCUUGCUAACAUGAUGGGUGCCUGGGGAUUUUGGAUCAAAGAUGGCGUGGUGCCGCUGAGCCAGAAGAGCAUCUUCUCAAGGAUUGAUCACUGCCUGGCGGGAUUUCUGCAAGCAAGAGGCGUGAGGCCCCCUGAGCCGCAAGUUUCGUCUGAAAAGUACUGA
Messenger RNA from Trichoderma gamsii, 651 nucleotides. Its product is annotated as HAD superfamily (subfamily IIIA) phosphatase. NCBI's taxonomy places the organism in Eukaryota, Fungi, Ascomycota, Sordariomycetes, Hypocreales, Hypocreaceae. Gene Ontology annotation, cellular component: mitochondrion. The record is from RefSeq and is a predicted model, not a curated record. Gene Ontology annotation, biological process: cardiolipin biosynthetic process. The transcript has 3 exons. The coding region runs from base 1 to 651 and encodes 216 amino acids. Gene Ontology annotation, molecular function: phosphatidylglycerophosphatase activity.